Messenger RNA from Pochonia chlamydosporia 170, 951 nucleotides. RefSeq lists its product as hypothetical. Bases 1 to 951 code for a protein of 316 amino acids. The record is from RefSeq and is a predicted model, not a curated record. NCBI's taxonomy places the organism in Eukaryota, Fungi, Ascomycota, Sordariomycetes, Hypocreales, Clavicipitaceae. The transcript is spliced from 5 exons.
AUGGCUAUCAUCAGCAAGGUUCCAGACUUGAAUGUCAGCGUCGUUGUCGACGGACAAGUCGCGCAAGAGUAUCCGGCGCCAGGUCAGCAAGAGGAAACCGAAACCGAAUCCGAUAUUGCAUCGCACCUUUGCUACAUAGAAUCCAAGUCGGGCCAUCCUUUUUUUGUUAGGCUCACUGUCGCUCCAGAGAGGAAAACCUCGCCCGAAAACGCACUCAUAUUGAGAGUAUGCAUUGAUGGUGAAGAUGUUGGAGCAUAUAUCAUAUCGAACCACUCCGGGCUCCUAGGCUCGCAUAUGGUCGACUUCAACAGCAAGAUUACUCGGUCGCCAAAUUCUGGAGAAUUCAUUCGACAAUUUUUUGCCUUCUCAGCGGUUUCCACAGUUGAGGAAACUACUGCAGCAUCCAUCGAGCGAGACGCCAAAAUAGCGAAGAAUCUUGGCGAGAUUAGAAUCAGGGUCUACCAUUGCCGUGUUGGCGAAAGCAUUCCCUAUCACCCGCCAGUAUUGCAGAGACGUCCAGAAUAUGUCUUGGCAGAGAAGGCUUUGAAAGGAAAAGAGCUAUCUCAUGGGACAUGUUAUGAUAAAGAAGAAGUUAUUAAGAAACUGGCGUCUCGGACAACUUACAACAAAAGACUCUUCGCCGAAUACACAUUUCGAUAUCGAUCUCGGGAUGCCCUCCAGAAGGAAAUGAUAAUUCCCCGAACGCCACCUCCACCUGAACAAACUUUUACAUCAGAACUAGGCUCUAUGUCCGAUGAGGAUAUUAGACUCCUUGCUGCGAAGAUGCUCCGCAUUAAACAGGACAAGGAUCUAAAGCGAGAACCGCCAUCAACACCCUCCAAGCGGACUAUUGAUCUCACGGAUGACGAUGAAAUCGAAGUGACGGGAAGUCACCGACUUAAGGUGAUAAAACUUGAGGAUGGAACGGACAUGGUUGACUUAACGGAAUAA